Molecule: messenger RNA, 2228 nt
Organism: Hemicordylus capensis (graceful crag lizard)
Lineage: Eukaryota; Metazoa; Chordata; Lepidosauria; Squamata; Cordylidae
Gene: FBXW9
Product: F-box and WD repeat domain containing 9
Exons: 11
Coding region: 268-1665 (465 amino acids)
Cellular component (GO): preribosome, large subunit precursor
Molecular function (GO): protein binding
Source: RefSeq, a predicted model, not a curated record
GUUGGGAGGCAGAGGAAGUAGGAAGUGUGCAGGGAGGGGCGUGGCAUGGGAUGGCAUUCAGUCUGAGAACACACCAUGGAGUGCUGGGUGAGCCCUAGAGUGUAACUGCUGUUGGUGCUGCUCUGAGCUGGCCUCUCACUGGUUGCCGUAUAACCUGUAACCAUAGUUAUAGCGGUGGAUAUAUGCAGACAAUAGGACAGCCCCUUCUAACAGAGGUUUAGAGUGGUGAAACUGAGGCGUAACCCCAGCUCCCAAUUCCAUUUUGCUAUGGAUGUUCCAGAUUCUUCUGCCGAACACCAAGGCUCUGACAAUGAUUCUGACACAGAAGACAGAGUGGAUCCAGAUGUUCAGGCUCAGGAGUAUUUUGAGCGUGUUCUUGGUUCUUUAAGUCUGUCUUGUCAGACAUCCCAGCACCUACCCCUUGAGUCUCUCUCAGUAUGUAGUAAUACCCGAACAUCAGAUUACAGAUUGUCUCCUCUAGAGCUAAAAAAGUCUCCAGUUGCUGAUGAGACUGCUUCACAGCUGCUAUCUCUUCCUCUGGAACUGAUACUGGAGAUCUGUUCCUACCUGCAGGCUAGGUUUGUCCUGGGUGUCCUUCCUUUGGUCUGCCGGACACUGAGGGACAUUGUGCAGGAUGAAGUCACUUGGAGAAUUCGUCUGCAGAACAGAAUUGGUAGCUGCUACCCUGUUGUGGAAGAUGAUGGGUUUAACUGGCCAGCCGCCUGCAUUGAGUUAGAGGAACAUCUCCAUCAAUGGGCAGAGAAUGGCAAGAAUACGGAAUACUUUUCCCUUGCUUACGGGCACUUUGCCUCCAUUGAUUCUGUGCUGCUCCUUCAGGGUGGGGAGCUCUGUGUCUCAGGUUCUCGAGAUCGAAAUGUCAACUUGUGGGACUUGAGGCAGCUGGGCAAAGCACCAGAAAAUGUGCUGGUGAAAGCACUGGGGACAGAGCGCUAUGGCACACACAAGGGAUGGGUGUGGUCAUUGGCUGCAAGAGAUGAACGGGUGUGUUCAGGCUCCUGGGACAGCACUGUGAAGCUGUGGGACAUAGCUGCGGACGGGCAGCAGUUUGGAGAAAUCAAAGGGAAAGCAGCUGUGUUGUGCCUUUCUUACUUGCCUGACAUCCUGGUCACAGGAACCUAUGACAAGAAGGUGACAGUUUAUGACCCACGAGCUGCUCAAGCCCUAGUGAAGAGCCGCAAGCUUCAUUCCAGUGCUGUCCUAUCCCUUGCAGCUGAUGAGCAUUUCAUCAUCUCCGGCAGUGAAGAUCGAACGCUGGUGUGUUUUGACAGGCGGACCAACAGUGUCCUCCAGAGGCUACAGCUUGACUCCUACCUUCUCUCCAUGUCAUACAAGGGUGCUCAACUGUGGGCUGGAGAUAACCUCGGGCUGCUGUAUGUCUUUGAGAACAGAGGAGGGCGCUUCCAGAAUAUCCGGUACUUUGAUGUGGGUCACCGCUCUCAGAUGACCGGAGUCCAACACUCGCUGGGUGCACUGUACACCACUUCUACUGACAAGACGUUGCGUAUCCAUGUUCCCACAGAUCCACCCAAAGUCAUCUGUUCACAGACACAUAGUUGCGUGCUGAAUGGGAUCAGCGUUGAAGGGAACAUGGCUGUGGCUGCUUCCGGUGGUUUCUCAUUGGAGGUCUGGAGACUCAGUGUGUGACGAUGAGCCAAUUGGGGAUCCACCCUUGCAUCUACAGGACUGCCAAGUCCCAUGUCUCAGGCAGCCUCCCCGCAGGGACCAGAGUCCCAAUGCCUGUUGAGUUGUUGGUUUUGUUAAUAUGCUCUUUGGAUCGCUGGGGUUGAAGCCUGAGCUUGUCUUAGGAUGCUAUAAUGGAGAGGCUUGCACAGAGAUGAGUGCACCGCUACGCAUCCAAGCCCCCCUCCCUACCAGCUGCCCACUUUCCUAUCUCCCUAGCGUCUGUGCAUGCAUACACUCAUGCACACUCUUCAUUCCCUGGGCAUGAGCCAUCCUUUCCAAGCCUACCACACCUAGGAGCAGCUACUGUUGAAUCAUGUGGGGAGUGAGAAGAACUAGCUGACCUUUCAGAUGAGUAGGUGUGGAAAUGCAGUGCAAGCACAACAGUAGGCUUGGGGAGUGUCAACUUGAGGAAGAGGAAUUGUGGGCACAGUGAAGGCUGGAGGUUGCAAUAUGGUUAACAGAAUCCUCUAGUUACUCAGUUCUGCUCUAUGUUUACAUUUAAUUAAACGUGUUCUGCUACAGUG